CAGCCUCCAUUCCCUGGCCCCUGAAAGCAGGUGUAAAUUUUAGGAUCAACUUUCACACAACAGUGCAUCAUCUGACGUUCUCAGUAGAUGAUUGGUGCUUCCAGCUCUGAGGACACAGAUUACUGGCUGGUGAAAAGCGGCUCUGAUUGGUCUGGAAGGCUGUGACGCGGCCGCCCCAUCCUUUAAAUGUGCGACAAGGAAACUGUCAGUCAAUGAAGUAGUAAAGGGGGGAACAUCUGUGGUGAAGGAGAAGAAAAGUGAGGUUUUAACUAAAGCCUUUGUGAGAGUGUUUGCUUUGGUGGGGUUCCCUGCUUUUACUUACUAAAUUCCUGAGGUGACCAAUAACACAGAAGAAGUCAGAAAUGAAGUUCGUCAUUGGCAUUGGAGGAGUGACCAACGGUGGAAAAACCACUUUGACAAAUAGACUACUAAAGACAUUACCCAACUGCUGUGUGGUGCAUCAGGAUGACUUUUUCAAGAAACCCGAUCAAAUACAAGCCGGGGAGGACGGCUUUAGACAGUGGGAUGUGAUCACCGCUCUGGACAUGGAAGCAAUGGUCAACACUGUGAAAGGCUGGCAGGAGAACCCCGUCAAGUUUGCCCGUUCGCACGGAGUCAGUCUGUCACCUGAAGCCGAGGAAUCCGACUCGGAGCAGAAAGGGAUCCAUAUUCUUAUCAUUGAGGGGUUCCUCAUCUACAACUAUAAGCCUCUCAUUGAUGUCUAUGACAAGUGUUUUUACAUUUCCAUCCCUUAUGAGGAAUGCAAACGGAGGAGAGGUACAAGGACAUACACAGUCCCAGACCCCCCCGGCCUGUUUGACGGCCAUGUCUGGCCCAUGUACCUGAAGCACAGGAAAGAUAUGGACAACAACUGCAACAGAAUAGAAUACCUUGAUGGGAUGACAACUAAGGAAGAUAUCUACAAUGCAGUGUAUAAAACCAUUCAAAACUCCCUGCUGAAUAACUUAUAGGAAUGGGCCGACACCAGACUGUGUAUAGACUUGUAAAUAUCAUUUUGAGUAAAUGUGUAACACCGAUUCUUUACUUCUAGUCUGAUUUGUAAAUAGACACCAGUGUAACUUAUGAAUGAACAGCAGAAUAAGUGUUUUGUAUAAUCGUGUAAUUCUUUUUCUAAAAGAUAAGUCACCUCUGGACUACCCAGUGUCUAAUACCUGUAUCUGAUGAGAAAUUAUAAAGCUGUCACUAGAAACAACUUAAACACAACUGAAUUCA
Girardinichthys multiradiatus is the source of this 1233-nucleotide messenger RNA. It is a transcript of the gene nmrk2, whose product is annotated as nicotinamide riboside kinase 2. The record is from RefSeq and is a predicted model, not a curated record. Lineage: Eukaryota; Metazoa; Chordata; Actinopteri; Cyprinodontiformes; Goodeidae. Bases 363 to 971 code for a protein of 202 amino acids. Gene Ontology annotation, cellular component: cytoplasm. The transcript is spliced from 8 exons.